Messenger RNA from Maniola jurtina (meadow brown), 2565 nucleotides. Its product is annotated as probable sodium/potassium/calcium exchanger CG1090. Gene Ontology annotation, biological process: calcium ion transmembrane transport; intracellular calcium ion homeostasis. NCBI's taxonomy places the organism in Eukaryota, Metazoa, Arthropoda, Insecta, Lepidoptera, Nymphalidae. The record is from RefSeq and is a predicted model, not a curated record. Gene Ontology annotation, cellular component: membrane. Bases 351 to 2363 code for a protein of 670 amino acids. The transcript has 16 exons. Gene Ontology annotation, molecular function: calcium channel activity; calcium, potassium:sodium antiporter activity.
CGCCACUGAGCACGGUUGUGUUUAGGGAUAUUUAAUGUUAAGGCAUUUCCCGUGAUUCCCGUCAAUUGUGCAUUAAAAUCUACCCAGUCAAUUUUCGCCUUCCACUUAGACAAUAGCUUCCAUAAUCCCUAAUUAACUAGAUAUUUAUUCCAGUCUCGGUAUAUCAUAGGUUCGCUUUAUGUAGGUAUAGGGUUUGACAAAUAUCGAAAUGUGCAAGAUCUUAUGAAAACCGGCAGCGUCAGGGGCGCCAAACCUUCGGUGUGUGUAAGUUACGUAACGGUUCCGGGGAAAAUCGAUAGCUGGGCGUAAAUAGCGACCUAGGGUUGGAAACAGCUGGCCGGCAGCCAGCCAUGAUGCAGCCCGCGAGAAUGCGGAAGCCUCGUCGGCACCGCUGGCUGACCCUGUCGGUGAUCAUGAUCGCUUACUCCAUAUUCCAAGCCGUGAUGAGCAACCCCUCCGAGCCACCGGAGAGCCCGGACAAGCCAGAGCCCCCCGUACCGAACGUGCCUGAACACUCUAAAACUAGUAACACAAUCAAAGAAUCUGAUGUGUCUCCAAUCGGCCCCAAAGAAGAAAACACACACGAAACAGAUGGCAAGAAAGCUAUGAAAGGAAUAGAAAUAGAACCAGAAGAGGGAGAGAAGAAGAAACAAAAAGAUGCUGGAUAUGAAGAGGGAGAAGAAGCGGUAAUUGUCCGUGAAAAUGAGAAGAUAGAGGAAGAAGAAGAUGCUAUUCCUACCGUGCAUCCUCUCCGAAACUGUACACCACCGGCCAUUGAACAGUUCCCGCGUCCACUGAUGGGUCAAAACGCGAGGAAACAUGGAGGCUUGAUCAUUCACAUUCUGGUAGCGGUGUUCACUUUCAUCGGCCUAGCGAUCGUGUGCGACGAAUAUUUUGUCUCCAGCUUAGACAGGAUUUGUGAAGAACUAAAACUGGCGCCAGACGUAGCGGGUGCCACGUUCAUGGCUGCAGGCAGUUCAGCCCCCGAGCUCGCCACUGUAGUCAUCGGCGUCUUCUGUGCACAGGACGACAUUGGUGUUUCCGGAGUGAUCGGUUCGGCGGUGUUCAACAUAAUGUUCGUGAUAUCCGUGUGCGCGCUGUGCGCCGGCACCGUCUCCCACCUCAACUGGUGGCCGCUCUGUCGUGAUUGCUUCUUCUAUGCCAUCUCUAUACUGGUCAUGCUGUGCACUAUCGCCAAUGGAUACGUGUCCUGGCCAGAAGCCCUGUUCAUGCUGAUCAUGUACGGGGUGUACUGCGUGGCGCUGCGCUUCAACAGCACGCUGGAGCGAUGGGCCUUGACGAUUCCCCUGCCAUUCAAGCUGCCGUCCAGGGAAGAGCAGGCUGCGCUCGUUACAUACAAAAGCGGCGCAGGUCAACCAGAUGCAGCGCCGGCGGCUGAGGGGCAGUACACGCAAAUGGAGGGACAGAACAACGACCUUCCGCAGAAACCUGCGGAAUACAACCCGGACGGAGCCUACGUGAACGCGGCUUACAACGCGGAGUCAGCUUGGAACCCUAACACGACUUGGGACCCCAUGAACGCCUGGGAUGAAACCUCAUUGCAACAACCGCCGACCGCACCUGCACAGAGCUGGGGCGAGCCGGAGCCAGCACAACAGUUGCAAUCCCCCAACCAGAGCGAGCCCAAGCAGGAGGGACAGGCCCCGUCCGCGCCGAAGGCUCCCACACAACCGGCCUAUUACAAAGCCAAAGAAUACAACGCUGAGACCGCGGUUAAUCCUCUCGUCAAACCAGUUGGAGCAAACCCCGUCCAGCUGGCGUGCUGGUACGUCGCGUACCCGGUGCACUGGUCGUGCCGCCACACCAUGCCCGACUGCCGCGGCCGCUGGUACCCCGUCGCCUUCAUCAUCUCCAUGCUGUGGAUCUCCUUCUACUCCUACUUCAUGGUUUGGAUGAUUACCAUUAUUGGCUACACCCUGGGUAUCCCGGACACCGUGAUGGGGCUGACAUUUGUCGCGGCGGGCGUGUCGGUGCCUGACGCGCUGUCAUCACUUGCGGUCAUCAAGGAAGGAUAUGGUGACAUGGCGGUGUCUAACGCGGUCGGGUCUAACGUGUUCGAUAUCCUGGUAUGCCUGGGCCUGCCGUGGUUCAUACAGACCGCCAUCAUCCAGCCCGGCAGCCACGUCAAUGUUAUCAGCAAGGGUUUGAUCUAUUCAACCCUGUCGCUGUUCUCGACGGUGGUGUUCCUGGUGGUGGCGACGCACGCCAACGGCUGGAAGCUGGACCGCAAGUACGGCGCCGUGCUGAUGCUGUGGUACCUGCUGUUCAUCACGCUGGCCAGCCUCUACGAGCUCAACGUCUUCGGGAACAUCCAUCCUCCCGACUGCGAAUCUAGUUAUUAGACUGGACGGGAUUUUCUUUUCGAUGUGUGAAGGGACUUUGCUUCGAAAGGUAUUUACAGUCCGACAAACCUCUUUUGGCACUUGAGUGAGGGCGCUGUUGCAGCUUUAUGGUAACACAGCCAAUAAUCAACAAGUGCACUUCUCAAGGUGGCGGCUUUAGUUCCGAUUUUGGCCACGCGCCAAAAGAGCCUUGUCGGAGUGU